Homalodisca vitripennis (glassy-winged sharpshooter) is the source of this 775-nucleotide messenger RNA. RefSeq lists its product as uncharacterized. The transcript has 2 exons. Lineage: Eukaryota; Metazoa; Arthropoda; Insecta; Hemiptera; Cicadellidae. The record is from RefSeq and is a predicted model, not a curated record. The coding region runs from base 78 to 659 and encodes 193 amino acids.
UAGACCUCAGUUUCCCUAGUGCAGUGGCGUAGUACUAGAUUUGUUAUUUGUUUUUUCGGAGCGAGGCCAGUUUCAUAAUGUCGUUUAACGAUAAUAAACCAUUUUGGUGUGAGUUUAUUGAACUUUAUAGGGAGCAACGAGCUUUAUGGGACAUAAAAAGUAAAAAUUAUUCCAACAAAAAUAUCAGAAAAGAAGGAUAUUCCGUUCUCGUUGAAAAAUGCAAGGAAGUUAAUCCGGAUUGCGACGAGAAAUUUGUCAAAUCCAAAAUCGAAACCUUGAGGGCAUCGUUCCGAAGAGAGCUGAAAAAGGUUGAAAAAUCAAAGAUUACCGGAAGUGGUCAGGAUGAUGUGUAUGAACCAUCUCUUUGGUAUUUUGAUUUACUGCUUUUCAUAACAGACCAAGAGGUAGUCAGGAAAGGUGUAUCUUCGAUCGGCAAAAGAUCCAGAAGUAUUGCGUCCCUUGAAGAAGAUGAAGAAGGAGUGGACGACGUGGAAGCGGAAACGCAGGACGAAAUAACCAAAGCUCAAGAUGACGCAUCUACAGGGAUACACGCUGAUAUACGCCCAUCACCAUCAAGUACACCAGUAAGUCGCCCAUCAGUAUCAAGUAGGUCUAACCCAGGAUCAACUACUCGAACAAACCGAAAAAAAGAUAUCUGAUUUUGAAAAGAAACAAGAACGAUUUUUGGAUACAGCUACGUCUGUCCUAUGUAAUCAGAAUAAGUUCCGGGCUUUUGGAAACAACGUGGGCUUCCAACUGGAAGAUAUGGACCGUC